AUGAGGAAGAUUAAUACGAUUAUAAGAGAACUGUGGCGAAAAAUCUAUCGUGGGAAUGAUAUUGAUUAUAUAGAAAUUAAAACAGAUGCUCCUGAAACCACGAGUGCAGACAAGAAGCGAACAUUCAACUAUCGGGUUGUUCAGGUGAAGAAUGAUGUUGAGAUUGAUAUGAAGGGACGCUGCAGUGCUGGGCAGAAGGUUCUAGCGUCGCUUGUUAUCCGAAUUGCUUUGGCAGAAAUUCUAAGUAUUAAUUGUGGAAUCUUAGCUCUGGAUGAACCAACCACAAAUUUGGAUAGGGAGAACAUAGACAGUCUUGGAGAAACUCUCACAGACCUUAUAAAUUUAAGGAGGGAGAACAAGAAUUUUCAGCUCAUACUGAUAACACACGAUGAAGACUUCUUGGAUCGUUUGAUGAAUGUUGAAAAACUGAAGUACUAUUACAGGGUCACAAGAAAUGCAAAGGGAAACUCGGUCAUUGAAAAGUAUCGUUUUGAAGAAAGGAGCACCCAACAUAGAAACUUUAACUAA
This is a messenger RNA of Schistocerca piceifrons (Central American locust), 528 nucleotides long. Its product is annotated as DNA repair protein RAD50-like. The record is from RefSeq and is a predicted model, not a curated record. NCBI's taxonomy places the organism in Eukaryota, Metazoa, Arthropoda, Insecta, Orthoptera, Acrididae. The coding region runs from base 1 to 528 and encodes 175 amino acids. The transcript has a single exon. Gene Ontology annotation, molecular function: G-quadruplex DNA binding; double-stranded telomeric DNA binding; single-stranded telomeric DNA binding. Gene Ontology annotation, cellular component: Mre11 complex; condensed nuclear chromosome. Gene Ontology annotation, biological process: telomere maintenance via recombination; double-strand break repair; telomere maintenance via telomerase.